AUGUCGGCGGAUUUGGCUCGCAAAACUUGGGAGCUGGAGAACAAGGUCACUCUUGUUGAUCCUGUCAAGGACUUUAUCUACGGUUUCGACGAGGAAGAACAGAAAGUAACACUAGAUGCUAAGCCAUGGAAAGCCAACCCAGAUUACUUCAAAAGUGUCAGGAUAUCGGCGGUCGCUUUGUUAAAAAUGACAAUGCACGCUAGAUCCGGAGGGAGCAUCGAAAUCAUGGGUUUGAUGGUUGGCAGAGUCCAUGGUACAUCAUUUAUCGUCAGCGACGCUUUCCCGCUACCUGUCGAAGGAACCGAAACUCGUGUCAACGCACAGAACGAAGCCUACGAAUACAUGGCUGAGGCGGAUCGAUUAGCCAAAGAAAUCGGCCGCAAGGAAAACGUCGUCGGAUGGUACCAUUCACAUCCUGGUUAUGGGUGCUGGCUAUCUGGUAUUGAUGUCAACACACAAAUGAUGCAACAACAGUGGUUGGAUCCUUUCCUCGCUGUUGUUAUCGAUCCAGACAGGACUAUCAGUGCAGGCAAGGUCGAUAUUGGUGCUUUUAGGACUUAUCCGGAGGGUCACAAACAAGCUGGUGGAAAGGAUGCCGAAUACCAGACAAUCCCACUUAGUAAGAUUGAGGACUUUGGCGCCCACAGCAACCAGUACUAUCCGUUGGAGAUCACACAUUAUAAGUCGUCACUAGACAAUCAUCUCCUUGAACUUUUAUGGCAUAAGUACUGGGUUUCGACUCUAUCGCAGUCCCCAUUAUUCACAAAUCGUGAGUAUUCUUCCAAGCAAAUGGCAGAAAUCUCUCGCAAAAUCAAAAAAGCAGAGACACAGCUUUCGCAUUCGAAAAUCAUGUUUGGCGGGGGAGGCAGGGGUGGUUUUGGAGGUUCGAGCGACGUCAAAGGAGGAAAAGAUAACCAGUUGAGCAAAAUCGUUCGAGACAGCAACAAGAUUGCAAACGAAGAGAUUUGCGGCCUGCUUUCAACAGUAGUCAAGGAGAGAAUUUUCGAUUUUAGCAAGUUGAAACUCGGGAAAUGUGGACAUAAUCAUUCGCCGCAGCCGCAACCCACCACGAAUGCUUAA
Messenger RNA from Orbilia oligospora ATCC 24927, 1080 nucleotides. RefSeq lists its product as uncharacterized. Gene Ontology annotation, biological process: protein deneddylation. Gene Ontology annotation, cellular component: COP9 signalosome; cytoplasm. Lineage: Eukaryota; Fungi; Ascomycota; Orbiliomycetes; Orbiliales; Orbiliaceae. Bases 1 to 1080 code for a protein of 359 amino acids. The transcript is spliced from 4 exons. Gene Ontology annotation, molecular function: metallopeptidase activity; deNEDDylase activity; protein binding. The record is from RefSeq and is a predicted model, not a curated record.